AUGUCCACAAUUUUAGUUGGAUGUUGGCCGCGAUCCCUUGUCUCGGCAGCAAUGAUUAUUCGCAGGAAGAGGUACCUGCUUGGGCUGAUGGCUCUUCUCGAGUGGUUUAGUUGCAUUCUGCUAAGAAAAGAGUUAGGGCAUGGUUGCGACGGUAACUACCCGACGUAUGCUGCUCCUCAGUGCACGGCGGGAAGUAGAGACUGCCACAUGCCCCCGUACACCGUAACCUUGACUUGA
Molecule: messenger RNA, 237 nt
Organism: Protopolystoma xenopodis
Lineage: Eukaryota; Metazoa; Platyhelminthes; Monogenea; Polystomatidea; Polystomatidae
Source: the annotation of a GenBank genome assembly